AACAAAACUAUCGGGUGCUUAACUCUGGGAAGGUUUUCCAUUUUGCUGGAGUAUAAUUAGCGUUAGUGUGAUUUUUCGAAAAAGAAUGACUUUGCCGGAGGCUCUCUUAAAGCGCCUAGCCAAACGUGGCAUCAUAUCUGAUGCGCAGAAAGUUGGAGCGAACCAAAAUCAACCACCACUCUUAUCCGCUGGUACCGCCGAUGAAGAUUCUGAUCAGGACAACAACAAGGAGCGCGAUUCGGAAAACACUUCCGACCAGUCCGAUGAGAAGGACGACGAUGUGGACGACGACCGGCGUGAUGCGGAGGUUAUCAACGAAGAAAUCAUUGCCGAGGACUACGAUGAGUACGAUCAGGUCAAUCCGGAGGCGUACGAAUAUGCAUCGAAGAAGAAAAGCACGCCGGCCUUGGAGUGGACCGAAAAAAUGAAGCAAAAAAUGACCAAACGAUACGGUUACCAGUCAGUGGACGGAUGUCAGAACAAGUACAACAUUUACCACCUCUGCACCAUGUACUGCGUGAAGCGAUACGGGGAGGUUGAGUUUGAGAUCGAAAAGGAGUACGAGAAGCGAACCAAGCGCCUGCUGGAGCGUUAUCCGUUGCCAAAGAAUUGGCGAAAGGAGUACGACAUCGGAUGCAAGGCUUUUUAUUUCUACAAUAAGGACACUCGUGUUGUUGCUUGGCUGCCUCCCACACACCCAGAUGCGAAAUUGACCAAGAGUGCAAAGCAACUACGCCGUGAGCUGAUGGAGGAGCAAAAGCAAAAGGAUGCGACAAGUGAGGCAACGCCGCCCACAGUUAUUGUGGAAAGUUAUCCACCUCCGGCGAAACCCUUGAUAGGGCCGACAAAUACGACCGCUCUAGGUUCGUCCAAUGUUGGGCCGGGUGUGGAAAAUCUAAAACCACCGAUAGUCAACCCCCCGAAGCGGCCAGCUAAACAACAUCCCGGAUCAGGGGAAAGGGAGGACGAGAAAAGGCAGCGUACAUUUUCGUCCGGCAAUGAUUCUGGUGCCGGUGAAUCUGGUGCUGCCGACCAGGUAGAUCGUGAUAGAGACUAUCGUGACCGCAAUCGUGAUCGACGCGAGCGAGAUCGAGACCGUGAUCGUGACCGCGAUCGCAGAGGAGAUCGGGAUCGAAGUCCUCCAGCUCGCGGGGAUGAUAAUCGCUUCGGGGCACGCGACAGGGACAGAAACCGUGAUCGUGAUCGGGAGCGUGAUUAUCGAGACCAUCGUGAUCGACGGCCACCGCGAGGCCCUCCGAAGUCGGCCCCACUAGAUCCGAUGGAUCCGGCCGCUUACUCGGACAUACCGCGUGGAACCUGGUCCGCUGGGCUGGAGGCUCAGUCUCAGUCUGCCGCUGGAUCAAAGAAAGAAAAGAACGAUCGUAAGAAACCGCAACUCACGUCGCCCAAAUCCGACGGCGAUGAAGACGAUGGCGACGAAGGAGCACAUGAGGUGCUAAAAAUUUCAGCCGUUCAAGAGUUCCAUCAGGACGAGGACGUUGACGAUGACAUUGAAUAAAUUAAAAUGAAAUUUCAAAAAAAUGGAAUAAAUAUACCAUAUAA
Molecule: messenger RNA, 1563 nt
Organism: Anopheles coustani
Lineage: Eukaryota; Metazoa; Arthropoda; Insecta; Diptera; Culicidae
Exons: 2
Coding region: 86-1519 (477 amino acids)
Molecular function (GO): protein binding
Source: RefSeq, a predicted model, not a curated record